This is a messenger RNA of Protopterus annectens (West African lungfish), 609 nucleotides long. RefSeq names its product olfactory receptor 52E8-like. Lineage: Eukaryota; Metazoa; Chordata; Ceratodontiformes; Protopteridae. Gene Ontology annotation, cellular component: membrane. Bases 1 to 609 code for a protein of 202 amino acids. The record is from RefSeq and is a predicted model, not a curated record. Gene Ontology annotation, biological process: G protein-coupled receptor signaling pathway. Gene Ontology annotation, molecular function: G protein-coupled receptor activity; olfactory receptor activity. The transcript has 2 exons.
AUGGGAGACAAUUUGGGAUUUCUGCUGACUGGUUUCCCUGGACUUGAAAACAGCCAGCACUGGUUUGCUGGUCCUUUUUCCAUAACGCUACUAAUAGCAUGUUUUGGUAACAUAGCACUUCUUUUCAUUAUAGCUACAGAACAAAGCCUUCAUGGGCCCAUGUACUACUUUGUUUUCAUGUUAUCAGCGACAGAUCUUGCUGUUGCCCUUACUGUUUUGCCUAAGCUUCUAAAAGUGUUAUGGUUCGGCUCACAGUAUUUAAGUUAUAAUGUCUACAUUGUGCAAUUAUUUUUUAUUCCCUUUUUCACUGCACUGGAGUCAUGCAUGUUAGUAGUAAUGGUUUGUGAUCAUUAUGUAGCAGUGUGCAACCCUCUUAGAUACAAAACAAUAAUGGAAAAUCAGUUUGUAUUAAAAAUAAUGUGUUUCGCUGCAAUUAAGGUGUCUUUGUAUGGAAUUAUUAGAGAUUUCAGAAGGGAAUUUCCAGAAUAUGUCCAUGUCUUGCUUUCAGUUCUAGGUAUUACAGUACCAUUCACAUUAAACCCUAUUAUAUAUGGCAUAAAAGCAAAAGAGAUCAGAAGAGUAAUAUUAAAAUUGUUAAGGAGUUAUUAA